This is a messenger RNA of Parnassius mnemosyne (clouded apollo), 1092 nucleotides long. Lineage: Eukaryota; Metazoa; Arthropoda; Insecta; Lepidoptera; Papilionidae. The record is from the annotation of a GenBank genome assembly.
AUGCGGGCUUACGUGAAAAAAGUUUUGUGCAGGGAAAAUAUCGAAAAACGUACUCUCCGUCUCGGCUUGAUCCACGAUCGACUAUUGAAUGAGACGGAAGAGCAACGUGCCCACCGCCUCGGCGUGAUCCACGAUCGUUUAUCGAAUGAGACGCAAGAGCAACGUGCCCACCGCCUUGGCAUGAUCCACGAUCGUCUAUCGAAUGAGACGCAAGAGCAACGUGCUCACCGCCUUGGCAUGAUCCAUGAUCGUCUAUCGAAUGAGACGCAAAGGCAACGUGCCCACCGCCUUGGCGUGAUCCACGAUCGUCUAUCGAAUGAGACGGAAGAGCAACGUGCCUACCGCCUCAGCGUGAUCUACGAUCUUCUAUCGAAUGAGAUGGAAGAGCAACAUGCUCACCGCCUCGGUGUGAUCCACAUUCGUAUAUCGAAUGAGAUGGAAGAGCAACGUGCCCACCGUAUCGGCUUCAUCCAUGAUCGUCUAUUCAAUGAAAUGGAAGAGCAAACUGCUUACCGACUCGGAUUAAUUCACGAUCGCUUAGCAAACCAAACACCUGAAACUCGUUCAGUUCGACUUAGUAGAAUGCAACAAGCCAGUCAAGCUUGUAGGGACAUCGCUAAUGAACACUCUUUUGAAGCGGCUAUUAUUAUUUUUGCUGAUGUACCAUGCGCUAUUUGUAAAAGAAGUCUUUAUCCACAACAGCGUUCCAAUUUACGAGCAAAUAUGUAUAGUAUACUAUUACCUGAAGAACUGGUUGCUUUAGCUGAAAAUUCUAUUCCUGAACAGGAUGGCGUUGCUUCUGAAACUUCAUCACAACAUUAUAUCACUUUAAAUGACAACAAGGCUUUAAGAUUUAAUUUAUCUCGGGGUAAGCAAUGUACUGGGAUAGCAGCUGUUGUUUGUGCAGCAUUUAGCGUAUUAGAUCCAAACAAGUGGGCCAAAAGUGAUAAUGAUUUCAUUGUAAUCAUUGGCGAUAAAUACUAUAAUGACUGCAUCGCUGCUAGAGAUAAUCCUGCGCCCGGCGAAGUAAAUCCUGAGUACCUUGCUUUUCAGAUCUUAGUCCAGGACUUAUAUAUAAUAGACAAAAUUUAA